AUGAGUUCCUUGCGCUUCCUUGACCUGGUCAAGCCCUUCGUGCCGUUCCUCCCUGAGGUUCAGCAGCCGGAGACCAAGAUUCCCUUCAACCAGAAGCUGAUGUGGACGGCCCUGACCCUCCUCAUCUUCCUCAUCAUGAGCCAGAUGCCCCUCUACGGCAUUGUCUCCUCGGACAACUCCGACCCCCUAUACUGGCUGCGUAUGGUCAUGGCGAGUAACCGCGGUACCCUCAUGGAGCUCGGUAUCACCCCCAUCAUCUCCUCCGGCAUGGUCUUCCAGCUCCUCGCCGGCACCCACAUGAUCGACGUCAACCUUGACCUCAAGUCCGACCGCGAGCUGUACCAGACCGCCCAGAAGCUCCUCGCUUUCGUCCUGUCCGCCGGUACCGCCACCGUCUACGUCUUCUCUGGCCUCUACGGCCCGCCCUCCGACCUCGGUGCCGGUAUCGUCUUCCUGCUCAUCCUCCAGCUCGUCGUCGCCGGCAUGAUUGUCAUUCUCCUCGACGAGCUCCUGCAGAAGGGAUACGGCCUCGGCUCCGGCAUCUCGCUCUUCAUCGCCACCAACAUUUGCGAGUCCAUCAUGUGGAAGGCCUUCUCCCCCACGACCAUCAACACCGGCCGUGGUCCCGAGUUUGAGGGCGCCGUCAUCGCCCUCUUCCACCUGCUCCUCACCUGGCCCAACAAGCAGCGUGCUCUGCAGGAGGCUUUCUACAGGCAGAACCUCCCCAACAUUAUGAACCUCCUUGCCACUCUGGCCGUGUUUGGCGCCGUCAUCUACCUCCAGGGCUUCCGCGUCGAGAUCCCCGUCAAGUCCUCGCGCCAGCGUGGUGCUCGCGGCUCGUACCCCGUCCGCCUGUUCUACACCUCCAACAUGCCCAUCAUGCUGCAGUCGGCUCUGUCCUCCAACGUCUUCCUCAUCAGCCAGAUGCUCUACUCCCGCUUCUCUGACAACCUCCUCGUCCGUCUCUUCGGUGUCUGGGAGGCCAAGGAGGGCACCUCGCAGCUGUCUGCCAUUUCCGGUCUUGCCUACUACAUGUCCCCCCCCCUCAACAUGAAGGACGCUCUGAUUGACCCUAUCCACACGGUCGUCUACAUCGCCUACAUGCUGACUGCCUGCGCCGUCUUCUCCAAGACCUGGAUCGAGGUGUCUGGUUCCAGCCCCCGCGAUGUCGCCAAGCAGCUCAAGGACCAGGGUCUCGUCAUGGCCGGUCACCGUGACCAGUCCAUGUACAAGGAGCUCAAGCGCAUCAUCCCCACCGCCGCCGCCUUCGGCGGUGCCUGCAUUGGUGCUCUCUCUGUCGCCAGUGACCUCAUGGGCGCCCUCGGCUCCGGUACCGGUACCCUUCUGGCUGUCACCAUCAUCUACGGCUACUUCGAGAUCGCCGCCAAGGAGGGUGACCUUUCGGGCAUGAAGGGCAUGAUCAUGGGCUAG
This is a messenger RNA of Verticillium nonalfalfae, 1431 nucleotides long. It is a transcript of the gene SEC61, whose product is annotated as translocon subunit. Lineage: Eukaryota; Fungi; Ascomycota; Sordariomycetes; Glomerellales; Plectosphaerellaceae. Gene Ontology annotation, biological process: SRP-dependent cotranslational protein targeting to membrane, translocation; post-translational protein targeting to membrane, translocation. The transcript is spliced from 3 exons. Bases 1 to 1431 code for a protein of 476 amino acids. The record is from RefSeq and is a predicted model, not a curated record. Gene Ontology annotation, molecular function: ribosome binding; signal sequence receptor activity; transmembrane protein transporter activity. Gene Ontology annotation, cellular component: Sec61 translocon complex; membrane.